AGUUGGUGGGAUUGAUAGUUAUGUAUUUAGUGGUGACAGUUACUCGGAUCAAUUCUCCACGCAGCUACAAUGCGGUAUAAACAAAUUAAUGACUGAUAACGCAAUAAUUACGUAGUCAUGCAAUAUUAGCCUGACAUUUAUGAUUGCGAGUAAAGCUGGUCGGCUCAGGUUUUAUCAAUUAUCAGUAAGAGGCUUUGAAAAGACAACGGCAAAUGUGUAUCGCAUUUGGCUGUGUGUCGACACACUCCACGGUAGUCUUAUAUCUGGCUCUGACGUCAGUCGCGUUGAAAUCGUUCGAAUACGCGAGUCUUUCGCAAAGCAUCGCACAACCCAUCGAAUAAUCUGAAUUUAAAAUUGAUUUCGUUAGCUAGUGUAUCCUCUGAGUUAGUUUCAUUCGAAGCGCCGCGAGACCUGUGUUGACUCAUUUCCAAGGGCGACGUCGAAAUGAGUACGCUUCUACUGUUCAGCCGAUCAUUUUUUCUUGCCAGCAAUGGGAGAAGACAGCUUUCGAAUAUCGGUUUUAUCGGCUUGGGCAAUAUGGGUGGCCACAUGGCGAGAAACCUAAUAAAAAAGGGAUACAAACUAACGGUUUUUGAUGUCAACGGAGCAGCUGUAUCAAGCUUGGUUGAGGCUGGCGCCAACGGCGCAAAUUCUGCUGCCGAUGCCUCGGAAAAUGCGGAUGUGGUAAUAUCUAUGCUACCUUCAAAUCAGCACGUCUUGGAUUGUUACAUUGGUGAAAAAGGAGUCUUGAGUUCGGUCAAGAAGGAUGUUCUUCUGGUGGACAGCAGUACAAUCGACCCAUCAGUUUCCGAGCAAGUAUCAAUCGCAGCUAAGAAAAUCGGCGCGCGAUUUGUCGACGCUCCUGUAUCCGGAGGUGUUAACGCUGCGAGCGCCGCGACGUUGACGCUGAUGGUCGGUGGCUCAAAAACGGAUUUUGAAGAUGCUGAGCGAGUGCUUGCCGCAGUCGGAUCACGAGUGAUCCAUUGCGGCAAAGUGGGUGCUGGUCAGGCAACGAAACUUUGCAACAACAUGCUUCUGGGCAUAAGCAUGAUCGGGACGGCAGAGGCAUUUAUACUCGGAGAAAGACUGGGACUGGACCCGAAGAUCCUUGCCUCAGUUAUAAACACGAGUUCGGGGAGGUGCUGGUCUUCCGAAUUGUACAAUCCAGUUCCAGGCGUUCUUGACAACGCGCCUAGUACGAAUGGUUACAAGGGUGGAUUUGGCACGGCGUUAAUGACUAAGGACUUGGGACUUGCUCAGGCCGCUGCGUCACGGACCGAAACUCCGAGUCCGUUAGGGUCCAUCGCCUAUCAGAUUUACAGAACAGCCAUGGGCCAUGGACACAGCAAGCUGGACUUCAGCGUUGUGUAUCAAUUUUUGAAAGGCAAACAGUAGCUAGAAACUGAUGUGAUUUUUAUUAUCUGGAGGAUAUAUGGUGAACGAAGAUAUUACGCUACUAAUAGAAUCUCACGGUACUAUAUGUGUAUUUAAUCGUGCCCAAUUUAUAUACUUUUGAAUGUAUGAGUUUGAUCCUACCGAAAAAACGAACUCUUUUACUGGUCUAUAAAACACUUAGAAUUUUUACGUUGUGCAUUCACGUAUUCUGCACAA
Molecule: messenger RNA, 1611 nt
Organism: Diprion similis
Lineage: Eukaryota; Metazoa; Arthropoda; Insecta; Hymenoptera; Diprionidae
Product: 3-hydroxyisobutyrate dehydrogenase, mitochondrial
Exons: 7
Coding region: 445-1395 (316 amino acids)
Biological process (GO): L-valine catabolic process
Cellular component (GO): mitochondrion
Molecular function (GO): NADP binding; 3-hydroxyisobutyrate dehydrogenase activity; NAD binding
Source: RefSeq, a predicted model, not a curated record